Penicillium olsonii is the source of this 927-nucleotide messenger RNA. Lineage: Eukaryota; Fungi; Ascomycota; Eurotiomycetes; Eurotiales; Aspergillaceae. The record is from the annotation of a GenBank genome assembly.
AUGGAUCCUUUAACUCCUUAUUGCCGCGAGCUGGCCUCGCCCGGCAUCUUCCAAACUGUCCUUUCCGUUCUAAUUAUCUUCGGGAUCCUGCUCUCAUAUCUCCCUCAACAUAUCCGGAUCAUUGCUCGCCGAAGUUCCUUUGGGAUCUCCCCAUAUUUCGUCCUCCUGGGCGUCACGUCAGGCACCUCGGCCUUCGCGAACAUCCUCGUGUUCCCAUCCACCGCCCAGGAUGUUGCCUGUUGCCAGGAGAUUAGUGGAAUUGCAUGCUUCGCCGGGCUGCUUGGGAUUGUUCAAAUGGGCAUGCAGUGGCUCUGUUUCUUUUCGAUCCUCCUGCUAUUCGUGAUCUAUUUCCCACGAGCUACAUCCCCAACGGACCCCCUGAGUCCCGUUUCCACUUCAACCAGCGGGCCGACCUACCGUACGGCACUAGCCGUGACAGGGAUCUGUCUGCUCCAUGCGCUCGCUACCAUUCUCAUUUCUAUUGCGUUUGAGCUCCGACAGCCUGGUGCUGUGCCAGCUUGGGCAAACUUCCUAGGGAUCUUGUCCGCCAUACUCGCGUCCAUCCAGUACCUCCCACAGAUCUACACUACACUCCGACUCCAAUGCGUGGGCAGCUUGAGCAUCCCCAUGAUGUGCAUCCAAACCCCAGGAAGUCUCGUCUGGGCUGCUAGCUUAGCGGCGCGGAAGGGCUGGAGUGGCUGGAGCAUCUGGGGAGUGCUGGUUGUUACGGCCUGUUUGCAGGGGACGUUGCUGACAAUGGCAAUCUACUUCGAGUAUUUUGGGCCAAACAACAAACGCGAAGGAGGGCAUCGUGCGGACCAGGACCAGCAUGCUCCCAAUGGCUCUGGUCUUGGCGAAGGGGCUCACUCGGAGCCACUGCCUGCGGAUAGACCCUCCGAGGAAACACCCCUGCUCCAAAGCCAGUGA